Lodderomyces theae is the source of this 1428-nucleotide messenger RNA. RefSeq names its product S-adenosylmethionine-dependent methyltransferase. Gene Ontology annotation, molecular function: protein binding. NCBI's taxonomy places the organism in Eukaryota, Fungi, Ascomycota, Pichiomycetes, Serinales, Debaryomycetaceae. The transcript has a single exon. Bases 1 to 1428 code for a protein of 475 amino acids. The record is from RefSeq and is a predicted model, not a curated record.
AUGACGCAAGACCCCACUUUGGUGGAAAGGGUUGAGUAUAUUUCAAUAAACGACAGUCAGCCAGAGGAGCCAGGUCCAGUGGUACCGCAUGAAAGGCAAAUUGUGGAUCAAGUCAUUGCGAUUUGGAAGGAAGACCCUACAACCGAAAAUCUUGGUGUUCCCAAACUACAUGCAAUAGUCAAGCAAAAACAUCCUAACUGGACAGUUUCCGAAAAGAGAGUCAAACAGUUGUUGAAAAAAUUUGGACUUUUGAGUAGUCAAGAACAGUAUACAUAUGCCAAGGAUAUCAAGUCGGAAUUGACACCGGAUAUCGAACUCCCGCCAAAAGUUCAAGUAGUUAUGACUUCGAAAAGAGGCAAGUGCUUGUAUGCCAAAAAGCCGAUAAGCAAAGAUGAAUUGAUUUGGAGUGAAGCACCAUUGUUUUUUGUGCCCCCCUUGGCCAAUGUCCAUUUGGUUGAGCAUGGAUCGGCUUGUGCUAAUUGCGGUAAGCUUUUGCAGCAAACUGAAAUGAAGACUGUGUUGAAAGGAUUGGAUUGUGAUGUGUGUGCGGAAGUCUGGUGCUCAAUCAAAUGUAAACAAAUGGACGCCCAGUUGCAUGGGACAUUGAAACACAACGUGUUUAACCCGAGUUUGAAAAAGCCUAAAAUUGUGGACUCAAACGCGUUUUUGGAGCUACAGGAAUACUGUUUGAAGGAGUCAUGGAAUGCAUUGUAUGCAAUAACUUUAAUCUAUGCAAAUAUGUUGUUGGAUAAGCUGGGUGUCAAGCAGAAACAAUUUAAUGCCAUGGCAAGAGUUUCUCAGGAUGUUAGGUACAAAGCAUUGGAUUCUGGUGGAGGAUCAUUUGACAACAUGAACGGUGGUGCACUUUUUGUUCAAGAGCAGCAGGAAACUUUAUGGAAGGAAGGGUAUGAGAAGUUUCUUCGAGUUUUCCCCAAAGAUCCCAUUUCGUAUAAGGAGUUUUUGCUCUUCAUGGGAACCUAUAACAUCAACAACCUUGAUUCUAGUGUAUUUUUAACUCAAUCACAUUUGAAUCACAACUGUGAUCCCAACACCACCGUCGACACGGCGCUGGAUCGUAUUUCCGGGUUGAAAGUUUAUGCCAAAAGGGACAUUAAGGAAGGUGAAGAAUUGACAACUACAUAUGUCAACCCCAGCCAUACACUUUAUCAAAGACAACGUGAAUUGAGAGUCAAUUGGGGAUUUAUAUGUACUUGUAACAAGUGCAAGAGUGAUGCUAAGGAGUCCGAGAGGAGGAAAUCUUCGUCUUCUUCGAAAAAGCAAGAUGCAAAAGAUAUUCGAAAUAUGUUGAAGGAGACCAAAAAACAGGUUGGCGAUGGUGAAAUUGAGUUGGAAAUUCCUCACGACAAUAGCACGGAGCGUAGAAAGUCGGUCAGAUUCGAUGAAACUGUUGUUGCUGUUAGCAAUUGA